Messenger RNA from Saprolegnia diclina VS20, 1098 nucleotides. RefSeq lists its product as hypothetical. The record is from RefSeq and is a predicted model, not a curated record. Bases 46 to 903 code for a protein of 285 amino acids. The transcript has 2 exons. NCBI's taxonomy places the organism in Eukaryota, Oomycota, Saprolegniomycetes, Saprolegniales, Saprolegniaceae.
GCCAAUCACAUCAUCAUUUGGACGGGAAAUUGCCUGCCGGCUGUCAUGCUUAGUUUUCCAGGUUCUCGAACGACGAUGGCCGACCACCGGCGCUUGAUGGUGCCCGACAACUCGCGCGCGGUCGUCGAGAUCGAGCGCUCCAAGCAGGCGGCGGCGCGCGCCGUCCUCCUCGAGAAGCGCAACAUUCGCCGCAACCAAAGCAAGAUGAACCAGCGCCGGUACCGCGCCGAGCAGAAGGGCCACCUCUCGUCGCUCGAGACGCAGGUGGGCAGCCUCUCGAACGAGGUCGCGCGCCUCGAGGGCCGCCUCGAGUACCUCCAGCGCGCCGUCUCCAACCUCUACGCCGACGAGAUGAACAUCGUGUGCCAGUUCUUUGUGCACUUUGCGAAUGGGUUGCAGCUCGACGCGGGCCCGCAACACGACUUUUUGCGUACGAUCACGGCCGACAACCUCCUGUACCUUGGCCAAGCAAGUCGAACCAAGCUCAUCGAGCAGCUCGAGGGCUACUCGUGCCAGUUUGCGUCGUUUCAGAUGCAGUGCACGCUCAUCGAAGGCCUGCCCCACGCCAGCUCGGACAAGCUCCUCAAAGCCCACGCCGAGCUGCAGCUGGGCAUCACCCCCAGCACCAUCCAAGCUGUCUUCCCGCAUGUACAUCCGGACCUCGCGUCCAAGCUCACGGGCAAAAGCCUCCGCGUCUCGAUGAUGUUCGUCUUUUGCUUUGACGUCGACGGCAUCGUGUACCGUCUCGACUCGGCGGCCGAGCUCGUCGCUGCGCUGGCGCUGCUUGUCUCGAGCGUUGAAGAGGCGCUUCUCGUCCUCGAGGGCUCGCUGCUCACGGCGCAUGGCGAGAUUCUCGUGAGACGAGCAGCACCGUCGAGCACAAGUACCCCGAGGGCCCGAUGACCGCCCGAUGCGCACCAAAUCAGAUUACGGUGGCGGUACGCGAUUUGAUUGGCCUUCAGGGUAAGUUUAACGUAUUUAACCUCAAGUACGUUUAUUAUGUAAAACGGAGGUGCGAGAGGUUGCACCAGUCUAUGUGCCGCCAUUUGUCGUCUCGUUUUUGUCCAUUAUGUAAGAAAGCAAAACAUAAUAUUCAUU